AUGGCGCAGCUGAGGGCACCGGCGGAGGAGCAGCGGCAGCAAGAGGCGCUGCGCGGCCACGCCGGCGACAAGGACGGCACCGGCGGCGGCGCCAGCGCCGGCGAGAGCAACGACGACGGCAACAAGCGGGCGCGCGCGGGGCUCUGCGGCGUGCUGCGGGAGCGCAGGGUGGUGGAGCUGGCGCGCGCCAAGCGCCGGCUGGUGGAGGUCCCCUACACGGCGACGCUGGCGCACACGGCCAACGCGCUCCUCGCCGCCCGCGUCUCCGCCGUCGCCGUCGCCGCGCCGCCGGGACACUGGAUCGGCGCCGGCGGGUCCAUGAUCCUCGAGUCCGACCCGGCCACCGGCGCCGUCCGCAAGCACUACAUCGGCAUGGUCAACAUGCUCGACAUCCUCGCGCACAUCGCGGAGGCCGGCGAUGACGGCGCCGCCGACGCCGAUGCUGCUCCCGGCGAGGCCGUUGACCUCGACCGCCGCAUGGCCGUGCCUGUCUCCUCCGUCAUCGGUCACUCCCUCGAAGGCCUCACCCUAUGGACUCUCCAUCCAAACACCAGUGUGCUGGAUUGCAUGGAGACGUUCAGCAAGGGGGUCCACCGGGCGCUGGUGCCGCUCGAGAGCGCGGCGGAGAACGUCGUCGCGGUGGAGCUCGUCGAGGCGGCGCCGGCGUACAGGAUGCUGACGCAGAUGGACGUGGUGCGGUUCCUGCGCGCGCACGGCGCCGAGCUGAGGGGCAUCCUGUCGCGCCCCGUGCGCGACGCCGGCGCCGUGAGCGAGGCCGUGUUCGCCGUGGCGAGCAGCACCAAGGUGAUCGAGGCCGUCCGGACGAUGCGCGCCACGUCGCUCGCCGCCGUCCCCGUCGUGGACGCCGCCGUCGACGCGCAGAUCCUCCAGGACGGGAGGGGGAAGCGGGUCGUCGAGACGUUCUCGGCGACGGACCUCCGCGACUGCCCCGUGGCGCAGCUCCGGUCGUGGCUGGGCAUCGGCGUGACGGAGUUCAAGAAGAAGGUGUCCGUCUACCGCGCCAGCGGAAACGACGCCCGCGCCGGCGACGAAGAAGAAGAGCGGCGGCAGCGGAAGAUGGUGACGUGCUCACCGGAGAGCACUCUGGGUGAGGCGAUCGAGAAGGCGGCGGCGCACCACGUUCACCGGCUGUGGGUGGUCGACGAGGAGGGGCUGCUCGCCGGGGUGGUGUCGCUGACCGACGUGCUCCGCGUCGUCAGGGAGGCCGCCCUCGGCGAGGACCAGGAGCUCCACGACAUCGUGUCGUCCUAGCCUCCUCCUCGAUCGACUUAGAGCUUUGUGUAGUUGUCGAGGACAAGAAAUGAAUCUGCAACCGCCGCCAUGGCGCCAUGGUUGCCACAAUGUGCUCGUUUUCGUCUUUAAAC
This is a messenger RNA of Oryza brachyantha (malo sina), 1385 nucleotides long. Its product is annotated as SNF1-related protein kinase regulatory subunit gamma-like PV42a. NCBI's taxonomy places the organism in Eukaryota, Viridiplantae, Streptophyta, Magnoliopsida, Poales, Poaceae. The record is from RefSeq and is a predicted model, not a curated record. Bases 1 to 1272 code for a protein of 423 amino acids. The transcript is spliced from 2 exons.